This is a messenger RNA of Eucalyptus grandis, 1876 nucleotides long. RefSeq names its product MADS-box protein AGL42. Gene Ontology annotation, biological process: positive regulation of transcription by RNA polymerase II. The transcript has 10 exons. Lineage: Eukaryota; Viridiplantae; Streptophyta; Magnoliopsida; Myrtales; Myrtaceae. Gene Ontology annotation, molecular function: RNA polymerase II cis-regulatory region sequence-specific DNA binding; protein dimerization activity; DNA-binding transcription factor activity, RNA polymerase II-specific. The record is from RefSeq and is a predicted model, not a curated record. Gene Ontology annotation, cellular component: nucleus. The coding region runs from base 487 to 1167 and encodes 226 amino acids.
UUUGUUUCUUACAGCUCUCUCUUUCGAAUGUCACGCAGGCCACAACAGCCGAAGCUGAAACCCAUUGGCAUAAUAUACGUUUUGACCCCAUCGUCUCCACCCCGUAGGAACUACGAGAUCACCGAAAAAAAAAAGCAAAAUAUCUUCUCUCUCUCUCUACUUUCUUUUUCUUAAUUUUAUCAAAAAAAGAUAAUCCUUCUGCCUCUUUGAAUCUUCAUUACCAAAUUGACCAUGCCGUUUCGGUUGAACCUGAAUGCUUUGCUUUCCUCCUUAUUUCUUUCCUUUUUUGUUUGCAUUUCCUUUUCAUGGGUAGCUCACACCAUAUUUGCCCUAAGUAGAAGAUCGUUGAAUUUCGAAUGUGUGAUUUGUCUUGCAGUGUUUUUAGCUUCUGAAGAACUUCAGUCUAAAGUUUAGACAAUAGGAGGUGGAUAAAAAGAUAAAUCUUCAGCUGGUUGACGCUGCCAAAGUCCCUGGAAGAAUUUAAUCAUGGCGAGAGGCAAAGUUCAGAUGAGGCGAAUUGAGAACGCGACAAGCCGGCAAGUCACCUUUUCAAAGCGCCGGACUGGGCUACUGAAGAAAGCUUAUGAGCUCUCAGUCCUCUGCGAUGCCGAAGUGGCCGUGAUCAUCUUUUCACAGAAAGGAAGGCUUUACGAGUUCUCAAGCACUUCCGAAUCCAUGUUUCAAGUUUAUGACCAUAACACAAGGCAAAAACUAGAAAUUUCAACCCACCGGUGGGCAGCUGUGUUGGUUCGGCUUUGGGCACUUCAUCGUCGAGGUUCCAGGGUUGAAAUUCUACAGCUGCUAACACGUCUUAAGUGGGGGGCCAUAGUGGUGAGAAUCCGAAAGACAAUUGAUCAAUAUCGCAGAUCUACAAAUGAUGCGGCUACUUACCAGGCUAGUAUGGAACAAUAUAUUCUGCGUCUGAAGCAAGAAACCACUGAUAUGGAGAGGAAGAUUGAGCUUCUUGAAGUUUCUCUACGGAAGCUAUCAGGACAAUGUCUUGGAUCUUGCUCGAUCGACGAUAUCCAACGGAUGGGGGAUCAGCUCGAGCGAAGUUUGGGCAGCGUUAGGGAAAGAAAGGCUCAAUUAUUCAACGAUCAGAUACAGCAGUUACAAGCAAAGGAGAGGUCUCUGAAAGAAGAGAAGGCAAAGCUUCUUGCAAAGUAAUAUGCAAAUCCUUGGCAGUCAACAGCUCAUUUGACAGCAGCAGCAAUACAUAGCCGGAGCAGCUGGAGUACAGAUGUUGAGACGGGGUUGUUCGUCAGAUUGCCGGAGUGUUAAACUAAUUUGCCAUCACCCAACAUAAGUCUAAUAAUAUCUGUUAAAUAGAAUAAAAUAAGAAUUACAGCAAUAUCACUCAGUGACAUCUUUACUCAGAUAGAUUCUCCUUAACACUAUCACGGCAACAUAUACAUGAGAUUCAUGGUAGGCAUUUUGAAAAUCCAUGAUUAAGAAUAGCAAAGGCAAAGAAAGAUCAAAUUAAAAAUGAGCAAUGACAAAACUAGACGAUGAAGAUUCAGAAACAAAGGAAAUAACUUGCCUGCACCUUGGGCUUUCACAUUAGAAUUACACAUCAAUCGAUUCCAAGAAAGAAACGUCUCUGUUGAGCAUAUUUUCGAACUGCUUGUGUACAUUUCAGCAAUGCCAUGGGACAUGUCUGAGUUUUUUUAUUUAUUUUAUUUUUUGGUCGGACACCUCUUAAAGGUUGGCUAAGCCAAAAAGUGUUCAUCCUUCACCUCUAUAAUUUUCCUCAGCAUAGACAUAUGCCGACAUGAGGUUCAUGGGCAUCUGAAAUGUUCUGGAAUUAAAAUUGUCGUGUUGCGAUAUGAGGCUACUCAGUUGUAAAUCAUCCCAAAUAACAAGGUCCAACUUUUUU